Molecule: messenger RNA, 2877 nt
Organism: Paramisgurnus dabryanus
Lineage: Eukaryota; Metazoa; Chordata; Actinopteri; Cypriniformes; Cobitidae
Gene: cfap418
Product: cilia and flagella associated protein 418
Cellular component (GO): cytosol
Source: RefSeq, a predicted model, not a curated record
GCCGACAACGAAACGUUUUGCGUUCAGAAGCGAAAUACCGGAAGUAUAACGACACAAAGACGGCAACAUCCUAAUUACGUGGUCACGUUAAGUUGACAUUUUACUAAAGAUCUACAAAAAAACCUGCAAGCGAACAGGAAGGAAGUGAUCUUCACGUUUCUAUAGCGACAGACGUGGCGUUCUCGCCGGAUAAAUAUGGCGGAUGAUUUGGACGAUUUGCUCGAUGAAGUCGAAUCAAAGUUCUGUUGCAGCACAUCGACAUCAAAACAAACAGCUUAUGAUUUAACGCAAACGGACCGAAACUGUGGGACUCUUCAGGAAAAGAAACAGUCAAGAAAACAUGAAAGCAAAACAACUGAUGAUAUUGAUGCUGUGCUGCAGGAAAUACUAGAGGACGAUUACAAGCAUGUAAACUCACAUGAACCCAUUACUGCAAAUUCUCCCCCAAGUGAUCCAUGUUCUCAGACAGUGUUCAAAAAAUGUUGCCCUGUGUUUCUUGGUGGAAGCUCUGUACUGAAUGGUAUUGGAACCAGUGUUUCACACAGGGCCUGCAACCAAUUAAGAUGUACGUCAUGUGACUUUCGCGUGGCCAUGUUUGAUGAUCACGAGUGGGAUUCAUCCUGUGACUAUUUGUUUUUCAGGAAUAACAUGCCAGACCAUCACAAAUUAAGAGCUAAACUGAAGAGAAGAAAGGGUGGUCGAGCCUACGCCUGUCAGUGUAGCUGGUACACAGCCCGCACACUCUUAAACCUGAACACUCAACAGCAGCUCAAGUGGAUUUGUGCUAAACAUAAAACAUGAACCAAAACCUGUGACAUUUCUUUAUCUGAAAGACUAAACUGAUGUCCUCCAGACAGAAGCGUUGUGUGCUGUCCUCAUCGCAGACGAGAAUGCUGGACAUUUUCAAAACUGUAUUUGUACAGACGGGUUUAAAAUGUUGUCUGUUACUGUAGUAUGAGUAGUAAGAGUUUGGUUCCAAAACGCAAUAAAUCCAUUUUGACUAAUUUGGGUAAAAAUUUUAUUUUCUAUACCAAGAAAGUGACAAGAUGAAAACCACUAUUUUCUGUUACAAACUUUCACAUAGCAUCUUUAGGUUAUAAAAACAUAAAAAAUUCAAAUCCAUGAUUUGAUUUUCAAAGAUUUAUUAUAAAACUAAUAAUUUUUUCCACAAAAAGCAAUACAUUUUUUUUCCAAAUGCUAUAAAUCUAUAUAAAUGUGCAUUCAUCUUCGCCGUGUAAUAUUCAUUUAGUUGACUAGUGGUAUACACUGAUUAAACAAAUGCCUUAAUGGCAUUAAUCAAAACAUUUACUUUGUCAUAUUAAGAACACUGUCAUUGCUGCUGUCAUCCUUUGGACGUCGUCCCUAAAAAAUUUAGUCAGCGAUCAGCUGUAAAAUGUUUUGGUCCUGCUCGAUUUUCAUUGGCUUCGAGUAAAAUAAUGGAAAGUUUUUCAUAAGAUCCCCUGGGGUCAAUGUGUGAAGCUUGAUGCUGUCGUGUGAGAACAACUGUCGUUUUUUCUUCGCCCGAGUGGCUUACGUUUCUUCCCCGCCACAGAAAACCACCGCAGGUUUAUCAAUGCCAUCAAAAUUAUUAUUUUGUUUUUGUUUGUUGAUCACGAAGUACAAAGUAGAUGAGGAAAACUAGGAUUCUGUGUGUAUUUAACCUUUUUUUUAUGGCAUUUAUCGCGUUUUGGAACCAAACUUAAUUUUGUUGUUGUUUACUGUGUGUUAUAAUUGUGUGUUAAAAUUCUCACUGCAGAAUGACAUGUAACUCUGAACCAGAAACCAGUCACAAGGGUAAAUUAUACAUAAUUACAUCAUCUGAAUAAAUAAGCUUUCCAUUGAUGUAUGGUUUGUUAGGACAGGCCAAUAUUUGGUCAAGAUACAACUAUUCGAAAAUCUGGAAUCUGAGGGUGCAAAAAUCGAAAUAUUGAGAAAAUCACCUUUAACCCUUUCCCAGGCAGCAUUUUCACAAAAGUUUUACAAAAUGCCUUUCAGAAAAAAAUCUUUUAUAAAUAUAUAAACAUACAAAUAUAUCAAAUGAAAGAACAGAUCCUCUGCUUUCAAACAAACAAAAAUAUACAAACAUUUCGUCCUAUCUUCAUUUCUUUUCUUUUAAUUACCUCUCAAAUAUGAACAGGUUUCUUCAAAAAUAUAUUUUUUUUAGCAAAAACUUAAGAUAAUUGCAUUUUUGUAAAGGACUUUUGUUAGAGAUCUGGGAUGUAUUACAGAAACCGAGGUUAACCUCAGUGGAAUCCUAAACUUUUUAUUGAUUAAACCAAAAUUAGCUUCCCCCGAUCAUGUUAGUUCCAAAACACCUGAUAAAAAUUAGUUCAGUCAACCUCCUACUGGUAACCGAACAUUAAUGCGCGCACACAGGGAAUACAUAGACAUUUUUUAAUUCAAACAUACCCGGGUAUGUCACAUAACCAGCUUUCUGGAAUACCCACCAGAUUCAAAACAUUCACAGAGUUUUCUAUGUUAUAAAUUAGUUGAUUGGUUUUAUGGUCCAGGCAAUGGCGGCUCGUGAUUGCUCAUCCAAGGGGUGCAAAUUCAAAAUACGUGUUCGGAGUGUCAUGUGUGUUGCUUGCGUUUUUCAAAAUAUGUGUUUGUUGCGUCAUGUGAACCAUGUGCAUCACGUGUUUUGUUAAAAUAACGUUCACAAAAUACACACAAGACACUCCAUUAACAGUAAACUCUGAUUACACAUGAGAUUGUGCGCAUAUCUGGCAAACGUGAGCGUCUUUUUUAUCAUAAACCCUUUAGAUGCGUCUGCAGUAGGCACUUAUUUUGACAACACGUGUGAUGCACAUACGCACUCGAUGCCCAGAACACAUAUUUUGAAAUGAGCAACCACACACAUGACGGGCUACAUACAUG